UCUCAUUGGUCCACCAUGGAGACUCUCACCAAUCAUCACUCAGCGUGCCUAAACCAACCAAGAGGCAGCUAUCAGAGUGACAGGGGAGGGGCGGGACUUCAUUCUUGCUCCCGCGAGAUCUCAGUCUUUGGAGGACCGCUGCCAUGGACACGGAGACGCCGCAGUCAAUGGGGAAGCUGCUUCACUUUCGUUCACCACGUAACUGAACCACAGAUCAUGGCCCGCUGUGACGAGCUGGACGAGUUGCGGCUUCAGUUCCAAACGCUGCAGAAGCAGCAGGAGAAGCGAAAGCUGGACAGGAGAAUGGAGAAAGAACCGGAUAAGCUUAAUGUGGAGGUUACACAGGAGGAUUCGGGCGUGUUGAAACAAGACAUUCAGGCAGACCACCGGCCUGCUUACAAAAAACAUGUGCCAGACGACGAGCCGAAUUUGCUUGAUGAGCUGCGAGAGCUCAAAGAUGAAAAUGGUCGUCUCUUCAAACUCCUCGGAGAAAAGGAUUUUGAGAUUAAACACCUCAGGAGGAAAAGAGAAGAAGAACGACUGGCCCUAGCAGGCACGUCGGGCUUGGCGGGCGACGCAGCAGCCACCAGGAUUGUUGACCUGUCCAAGAAGAACAGGGAGCUGAACGCUGAGAUCGAGAGAGAAAAGACCAGGUCCAAGCAAAACAGCAACAGAAUCAAAGAGCUUGAGAAAGAGCUACAGUCUGCGUUGGCGCACUCUCCCCCUGGGCAAAGCACAGACACAAAAUCCCAGAUAAAAAGAUUAUCAGAAGACUGUGAGGAAAAUCCAGCGGUGAAAUCGCUGCAGGAGAAAUUAGCCGCAGCCAAACUGAGAUCGGCUGAAUGUCGAAACCAGGUCCAGUCCCUCAAACAGGAGUUGAAAGUAGCUCAGAAGGUUUUAAUCAGUGAGGUUGGAGAGGAGGUCAACCUUCAGCAAUUACUGAGCUGCCCGGGGAGCUUCAGAGGUCGCGCUCAACAGAUACUGGUUCUUCAGACGAAGGUGCGCGAACUCGAGCAGCAGCUGAACCAGUCGACUCAGCGGCGACAGCCAAGCGUCCUGAGUGUGGAGGACGAGUUCCUGGGCCCGGGGGUCCUUCUGAAGACCCCUCCUCAAGAGAGGAACCUCAGCUACAUCCGCUCCAUGGAGAAGGAGAAGAGGGAGGCGUUUGAGCGAAUCUCAGUGGAGUAUGAGAACCUCAAGAAAGACCACGAGGAUGGGAAGAAAAAGAUGGAAGCCUCUAAAGCCAGGAACAAAUCUCUGUCUGCUGAGAUGAAAACUCUGAAGGUCCAAGUUUCCACCCUGCUGGAGAAGGGGAAACACGACAAUGAGCUUGUGGAUGCUUUGCUGAAGCAGCAGACCCAGAUGCAGGAGGUGUUGAGACGGCUCAGCCGACAGCAGAGCGGCCAGAGCAAGGAGCUCCAGCAGAACCCGAGCAACUUGCGGAGCAGCGAGUCGGCAGAACACUACGCUCUCGUCCAGAACCUCAAGCAGAUAGUUGCUGAGAAAGAAGAGACGAUCAAAGAACUGCAGGAGGAAAUCCAGCAGCUCUCCCUCCAGGAAGAGGGAGACUCCAGCCAGAAGACCAUUUGCACUGCAGGCUUUCUGCCUGAAGAGGGAGACAUUAACAAGAGAAUAACAUCUUCAGGUUCACUUUCUAAAUUCGGUUAUAAACUGGUGCUGCCUUCUGUGAAAAGCAGCUCAGAAUUCAAGGGUCUAGGUUCUUCAAAAUGUCCCCAAUGCUCAGCCGAUGUCAGUUCCCUCAUGACCCAGUGUAGUGAAUACAAAGUCCUCUGUGUGGAGAAGGACAGACUCUCUGAGCUGGUGAACGUCCUACAGACAAAAGAAAAAGAUUGGACCCAGAGGUGUGCGGAGGCUGAGCACAAGUAUCAGGAGGAGCGCCGCAGGAUGGUGAUCCUGGAGCAGCAGCUGGAGCAGACCAAAUUAGAUACAAAGUUUGAAUGACUCCUUUCUCCAUCCUUCUCCUCAGAGGUAUUCCCUCGUUCUGGACCGAUGCUUCCUGCAGACCAUUGACUGCAUCCAGAAACUAAAGUAAAUAGUGGAGCUGUGAACGCAGAGGUUAAAGUUAGCCAUCAGUAUAUGAGGGAUCUGUGAACUUAAGUCAGGCCAGAAAACGGUUUGUACCUCUAUGAGUCCAUUCAUCUCCCAGUGCCUCUCAUUUACAUGUAAUGGAAAGAAAAUAAACAGCAGAGCCCUAAUGUGCUCAUUUACAGUAAGUAGGAGCAGGAGAAUAAGCUUUUAUCUCAGCAGCGCUAAAGCAAUGAUAAGCACGUGUUUCUUUUUGUAAAUGAAAUGUCCCUGAUUAAGUGUACAGGAGGAGUCUUGUUGCUGUCACCGAUAUCAAGGACAUGGUGCACAGUGGCGCAAAAUUGAUGGUGACAUGUUGACGAGACGAGCUCCGACAGCAGAUCAUCUGAUCUUGAUUUUGAUCAGUGCCUCUUGCUCUUACUUCAACUGGCUCUUUAAUUCAAAGUUAUGUUUAUGUGUGACAGUUGUGUGCAGUCUGGUAUCAUGUCAACACCGUAUGAUCAAGGCUUCUCUUUUUCCUUGUAAUUGUGUUAAGUUUAACAAUGGGUUGCAUCACUCUAUGGCAUUGUGGUGUGUCAUGUACUGUUUAUCAACUGGCCUGCAUCGAUGCAAUGUGAAGCCAAAAAUCCCAAUUAAACAUUCACUGAAACAUAAAAA
Molecule: messenger RNA, 2703 nt
Organism: Platichthys flesus (European flounder)
Lineage: Eukaryota; Metazoa; Chordata; Actinopteri; Pleuronectiformes; Pleuronectidae
Gene: ccdc13
Product: coiled-coil domain containing 13
Exons: 15
Coding region: 16-1962 (648 amino acids)
Biological process (GO): non-motile cilium assembly; cytoplasmic microtubule organization
Cellular component (GO): centriolar satellite
Source: RefSeq, a predicted model, not a curated record